Penicillium brevicompactum is the source of this 1302-nucleotide messenger RNA. RefSeq names its product alpha/beta hydrolase family protein. Bases 1 to 1302 code for a protein of 433 amino acids. The record is from RefSeq and is a predicted model, not a curated record. The transcript has a single exon. Lineage: Eukaryota; Fungi; Ascomycota; Eurotiomycetes; Eurotiales; Aspergillaceae.
AUGAGAGUUGCCAUCUACACUGGACCAUUUUUUGCUAUGGUGGCUUGCUCUGUUCCUGUGGCCGCGGUCAGCACCACCGAAAAAUCUCCCACCCUGCAGCUGAGCACAAGCUCCGAGUUCAACUUCAAACUCAUCGGUGCUCUCGGGGAAGCUCUCACUGGCGGGGCUGAUAUCGCCCCCAUCUUGGGUAUUUCGAAAGACAUCAAAGCCGGGGAUAUGGUUGACUUUGGCACUCAAUUCCACAGCCUCGCCAUUUCCACCAAGGCACAGGCAGAAAGCCCGGAGAAUGCCUUUGAUCCCGUCAAUGUUCGGGAGACGUGGUUCUCUGCUGCUCAAUAUUUCCGCAACGCUGAUUUUUACAAUCACGGCAAUUGGAGCAAUCCUCUUAUUGGAACCUUGUGGGAUGAACAGACUGCAGCAUUUGAUAAAGCGCUAGCUGCCUUACCUGUCCCCGGCAAGCGGAUACAGAUACCCGCCCAAGAUGGCAAAUUCACCGUGGAGGCUAUUUGGUACAGUGUGACAGAUAACGGAACAACCAAAUUGCCAACUCUCAUCAUUGGAAACGGAUACGACGCCGCACAAGAAGACUCCUAUCAUCAGUACGUUGUGCCUGCUUUAGCCCGUGGGUGGAACUGCAUCACCUACGAAGGCCCUGGUCAGCCCACUGUGCGCCGGAAUCAAAAUAUUGGUUUCAUACCUCACUGGGAGGAUGUCGUUACCCCGGUGGUUGACUGGUUAUUCGCUGAGAAAGCGGAUGUCGUCGACGCAGACCGACUCGUUCUUAUCGGGAAUUCAUUUGGUGGUUACCUGGCAGCACGUGCUGCAGCCUUCGAGCCUAGGCUUUCGGCGGCGAUCCUCAUCGGCGGUGUUUGGGAUGCCUAUGCCGCGUUUACGUCUCAAUUUCCGUCUGAAAUGCUUGGCCUGCUUGACUCAGGGAACUACACAGAAUUCGACAACAUCGUUAUUACACUACGAGAUACUGGCAAACUUCCUACGGGUGCUGCUUGGGGCAUAGAUCAAGGUCUUUGGUCUUUCUACACGCACUCACCCUCUGAAUUCCUUACUCGGAGCAAGGAGUUUCAAUUGAAGGACGUCAUUGACAAGAUCAACAUACCGGUCUUUAUUGGUGACGCUGAAUUCGAAAACUUUUUUCAAGGCCAGCCGCAACAAGUGAAGAAUGCUCUUGGGGACAAGGGGACUUUGCACAAGUUUGCUGGGGUCGCCGGUUAUCAUUGCCAGUCUGGCGCAACUCAAGAGCUUGUGAGGACGAUUUUUGCAUGGAUUAACAAAACUCUUCACUAA